Molecule: messenger RNA, 2595 nt
Organism: Xenopus laevis (African clawed frog)
Lineage: Eukaryota; Metazoa; Chordata; Amphibia; Anura; Pipidae
Gene: zfp282l.S
Product: zinc finger protein 3-like, zinc finger protein 282-like S homeolog
Exons: 6
Coding region: 139-1197 (352 amino acids)
Biological process (GO): regulation of transcription by RNA polymerase II; regulation of DNA-templated transcription
Cellular component (GO): nucleus
Molecular function (GO): DNA-binding transcription factor activity, RNA polymerase II-specific; RNA polymerase II transcription regulatory region sequence-specific DNA binding; DNA binding
Source: RefSeq, a predicted model, not a curated record
UCCUGAGGGGAGACUGAGCGAGGGACGCGCAUGCGCAGUGUUGCACAGAAUGAGGCGCAGCGGAAGUGAUCAUCCUGUUACCGGAAGCGCCUCGGGAGCCGCUCAGAGAGACAUCCAGAGGCUCCGGUUGGGUUAGAAAUGGCAGAAGAGGUGAUAAAAGACCCGGGCACAGUGACAUUUAAUGACGUGGCAGUUUAUUUCUCCUUCCACCAAUGGGAACUGCUGGAAGACUGGCAGAAACUGCUGUACAAGAAUGUCAUGAAGGAGAUUCAUGGGGCGCUCACUGCUCUUGGUUAUGAAAUUGCCAACCCUGGGGUUCUGGUGAAGGUGCAGCAGUCGGAUGAGCCGAGUUACAGCAGAAAUAAUAAAGAGGAGAUUAAAUAUAAAGGGCCCUCACAGAUCAGACCAGACAUUCUGCUGCGGGUGAAAAUGGAAGAGGCAUUUAGUGACCGAAGCUGCCAGACUUGUGUUCCAAAAGAGGAGGAGGAGCUAGAGCUGAGAGAAGAGGAGGAGGAGGAGGAAGAAGAGUUUAGCACAGACUCCAGUGCUGCAGUGUUUAACCCCGAGCUGUCUCUUUGGAUCAAGCAGGAAGAUGAACCUGGAGAUCAGAGCUCAUCCAUGGACGAUGUUAUUGAUGUAACACCAAGCAGAGCACCAAUCACCGCGGGCACCCCUGGAGGGACACACAACGGCAGCAGAUCAAGCAACAAAACCAUGACGGUUCACAAGCGGAAUGGGCUGAAGCUGCGAGACAAGAUCUUGGUGCUUUGUGGCUAUGCAAACAGCGAGUCUGUAGGGACUCUGGCAACGCAGUUUGGAGUCAGCAAGUCGCAGAUUAUGCAGAUCAUCAAGCGCCGGGAGGAGCUCAUUGCCGCUCUGCAGAACAACGUGAGUGGGGACCGUAUCAGGAGACAGAGGAGAACCACCAAUGACAAGCUGAACUCCACCGUGUGGGAGUGGCUACUCUCUACUAGGGACAGCAAUGUCACCCUUUCAGGUCGGAUCAUCCGAGAGAAAGCACUGGAGAUUGCCAGUCAGUUGGGCAUCCGGGACUUCAAGGCUUCCAAUGGUUGGCUGGACAGCUUUAAGAAAGCUCACAAUAUCCAACGCUGCUCUGCCCCUUUCGCUAUGGCGAGUUUUGGCAAUGAUAGGCUUGAUGAUUGGCUGUGCCAAAUGAGCGCAGUGGAUGAGCACUAAGAUUUGGCUGGACGCUGUUCUGCCCUUGUAUGGGGGGCAACAUGUUCCCUGGUAUUGUCCUCAGUAUUGGCAAAUGAUAUCUGCUAUUUAUUUUUCUAUUUUUAUGUAAUUGAGCUACUUUUUGUAUCCACAUGACCUCAAAUCUGUUUGCCCCUGGAUGUGCCUUAAUGGCAGAAAUGUGUCUUGUUGUCUCCACUCUCCAUGCGGUGUGGUCUUGGACUCCCUAAAAUCAUCUCCAGACCCACAUUUGUGGGCGCUGCCAGGAAGUGUUUACCAGAAGUUACCCCACUGGCUUUUCUAUUCAAAGUUAUUGCCCUUAUGCUUGUAAGCAAGUUGGACUUGAUCCAUGUCUGACACACCAGAGGUGCUUGAACUGUGUCCCUCCUUUCUCAGGCAAUGCUUGGCCUGCAGACCUGUCAACCCCUGUAGCUCUUGUGCCUAGAAAAACCUUGUGCCCAUUGGAAAUGGCCGUUCUGGUUGCAUCACAUCUCUUGGUUGUUUUGCUUCUGCCAUAAUCCUGCCUCACUGUUCUUGUGUCCUGUCCUGGAGGUGCCAAAUGUUCUGAUCAGAUUGGGAGAUUUCUUUCCACGUCAGUCACCUAGUAAGUACAACACGAGGGUCAGAGCAAUUCUCUGGGGAUGGAGCUAAUCACUCUGGGCACUGACUGGGAGCUGCAUCACUGCAAGGGUGGGAGAGGGGAAAUCUAAAUGGAAAGCUGUGAGGUGGGGGGAUCAGGAGGGUAAAGGGACUGAUCAUAUUGAAUGGGGUAGGAGGAUAUGUAACAUGUAGAGGUAUUGUGGCAUGGAGCCAGUUCUGGCAUGGGAAUAAGAGGUGGUGUUGGGGUUAGUCUAACUGUGGAGUCCUCCUGACUUAGGGACUUCUUGGAUGCCUACGUGACUUGGGGAAUGCUGGGACAUCUGCCUGACUUGAGAAAUAACUGAAAAUCCUAUCAUACUUACUGUGAUUUCCUGGACUGAAACAUAGCAGUGGGCACAAAAGUCUUAAUCCCCCUGUUGAGGGCAAAGUACAGUAAAUGAUCUACUAAAAAAAGCUUCUGGUCCAGCAUGUGCCCAAAUCAGUCGACUGGAGACCAUACCCUCCCUCAAAAGGGAAGGGAAACCUUUGCCCACUGCCAUAUUGCAGUUCAGAGAAUGAAAGUCAAAGUAAGUAUGAUAGGAUUUUGGGUUUUUAUGUUACAGCCACAUGGCAGUGGGCACAAAAGAGAUUUAUCAAGCUAAAUAAAGAAGGGAAGAAUUUGAAUGCAAUUAUUUAUUUAAUGUAGCAGAAGAAAGAAUGCAAUGGCCAAAACCAGCCAACCCAAAUGUGUAGUGCUUAAAAAAGUAGACAUAGACAUAAAAUGUCUUUCACUAUGUCAAAAUAAAUUCUCAAGACAUCUUA